Molecule: messenger RNA, 1314 nt
Organism: Papaver somniferum (opium poppy)
Lineage: Eukaryota; Viridiplantae; Streptophyta; Magnoliopsida; Ranunculales; Papaveraceae
Product: protein ALP1-like
Exons: 1
Coding region: 1-1314 (437 amino acids)
Source: RefSeq, a predicted model, not a curated record
AUGAGUGACACGGACUCAGAUGAAGAUUACUUUUCUAGACGCCAUAGAAGGAGACGAGCUAAUGCGGCGAUGGUGGUGAGGACAAUAAUGUGGCAACAAUCAAUCUCUCUCAUGGAUCAACAACCCGAGCAUAUUGAGGUAAAAAGAAGACGUUAUUCCAUUAGGAAUAGGGUUCUUCAUGAUGCUAUUAUGAUGCGUGAUUAUUUUACCGGUGGUAAACUCACUUAUUCGGAAAAGAAUUUUCAUGACCGUCUACGUAUGAAAAGAGAAUUAUUUCUUAAAAUUAAAGAUAAUUUGUGUGAAAGGGACCCGGAGUGGCCUCAAGGAAUAGAUGCACUUGGAAUCCCGGGUCAUUCUCCACAUAUGAAAACGCUAGCUUGUCUUAGGUUACUUGAUACGGGGCAAUCGGCCGACUCGAUAGAUGAUUAUGUGAGAAUGGGUAAAACAACUCUAUAUAAGAAGUUGAAGAGAUUCGUUAGAAACAUAGUUAGGCGUUAUGGCGGGGAGUACUUGCGCAACCCAAACCAAGAUGAUAUUAACCGCAUUUUAGCCGAGAAUGAAGCAAGGGGUUUUCCGAGUAUGCUUGGGAGUGUGGAUUGCAUGCAUUGGCCUUGGAAGAAUUGUCCUUCGUCUUGGGCGGGAUAUUAUGCAUCUUAUAAAGGUGAACCGAUGAUAGUUUUGGAAGGGGUUUCUACUUAUGAUUUGUGGUUUUGGCAUGCAUAUUUUGGGAGUCCCGGAUCAAAUAAUGAUCUUAAUGUACUUAAUACAUCUCCAUUGUUCGAUGGUAUCUUCGAUGAAAAUGCUCCAAAAGUUGAUUUUCAAGUAGGUGGUGGAAGAUUUGAUAUGGGUUACUACUUGACCGAUGGGAUAUAUCCUAAGUUAUCCACUAUUGUGCAAGCUUAUAAGAAACCAACAAACCUGAGACAAAGAUGUUUUACCAAGAUGCAAGAAGGGGCUCGGAAAGAUGUUGAGCGUGCAUUUGGUGUUCUACAAGCAAAAUGGAAUAUAGUGAGAGGUCCGGUUGAACAUUGGGAUGAAGAAGACUUAGAAUUCAUAAUGUUGGCUUGUGUGAUAUUGCAUAACAUGAUAAUUGAACACGAGAGGCGAGAUAGGGCAUGGAGAACCUUUGGGGAUGAAGACUAUAGGGUAUACUAUGAUAUUGUACCUCGCGGAGCCGUUAACUAUCAUGAGUUAAAACAUGAACCCUUGUAUAAUGAUCUUCGACUAAGAUUGAUAAAUCAUGUUUGGGAUAUGUUUGGUAACAACAUGGCACCGGAACAAGCGGAGGAAGCACAAUACAUGGAUAAACCGUAA